AUGCCUUCAAACGUAAAUGAUAAUUGGAUAACAAGAAAAUUAAGAAGGAUUGAGAAAGGUAUUGCAAGAUACGGUAUAAUUUAUUUACCAGAAUGCAACAAAAAAAAUGAAUUGAAAUCCGCGUUUAGUAAUAAUGAGUGGUCAGUACUUGAGAAAUGUUUCUAUAAGAAAGAGAAAGAAAUCGCAAAAAAAGUCUUCCCGUUACUUAAUACUAUGCUAUUAAAUUUCUCAUUACUCAAAAAUCACAUGCCACAUGAAGAUGAAAAUGAAAAUGAUCAUAAUAGCAAUGAUCCAUUGUUUUCAUUAACAAAUUCUUCGUUUUGCAACAAUCCAAACUCGAGUUCAAAAUCCAAUAUCGAUCCCAACGAAAUCAAUAAAUUAUUGAAAAUCAAGAAAAGUCGUAAUAAUAGAAAAAGACUGGUUAGAAAAAAUAGUAAUAGUGAUAAUAAGUAUACUAAAAAUGUAGUAAAUACUCCUCGCCCCAGAUCAAACAACAAUUCAAUCGUUAUUAAAGAUGAUAAUAUAUGUGAUGAUAUUUCUAUCGUUGCCAAUUGCAAAAAAAACAAAGAAUUUCAUAAUUACUUUAAUUCAUUGCCUGACACUGAACUUUUAAUCAACGAAAUAUUGGCACACGGAAGGAUUUAUGUUUCGAAAAAUUAUAUUUGUUUCUGUGCAAAUAUUUUUGGAUGGGUGACAAAUGAGAUAAUUUCAAUGUCUGAAAUCGCUUCAAUUGAGAAAAAAAUGUCUGCAUUUGUUAUACCAAAUGCAAUAUUGAUCACUACAAAAGAUUCAAAGGAGUAUUUCUUUACAUCAUUUUUAUCGCGUGAUAGUGUCUACGAUUUAUUAGUUAGUUUAUGUAAAAUUGAAAAUAAAGAAAAAAUGGAUUUAGAAGAAAAUAAUCUUGGCGAUGGUUGUGGGAAGAAAGAAGGAACAACAACAAUUGUUGGUUCAGAAAAUGAAUGCAGUGAUAUCGAAAAAAGAAAAAGCUUAACAAAAAAUAUUAGUUCGAAAUUAAAAAAUUUGUCAAAUAGAAAACGAGAAACAAUUGCAGCGUCUUCAUCCAUUCCAACUAGAUCCAUAAGUGGGCCGGAAUCUGGAGAAUUUUCUAUGUUAGAUACUGAAUUCCCUGGUACAAUUGAAGAAAUAUAUAAUUUAUUAUUCACAAGUAAUUUCUUCUCUGACUUCAUUACAAAUCAUGAAAAUAAUGAUGAUACAAACAUCGGUGAAUGGGUUGAAGAAGACGGUAAACGAGUUCGUUUUGGAAGUUACACCAAAAAAUUUCCCAAUUCAUUUAAGAUAGGCCCAAAGACAACAAAAGUACACUUAAAGGAUGAAUUGGUUCAUUGUGAUUUUACCGGUUACACGACAUUGUUAACAUCGACCAGUACACCGGAUGUUCCAUCAGGCGACUCAUUCGUCGUGAUGACAAAAACUUGUUUGAUGUAUGCAGGCAGAAAUAGAGUAAGAAUUAUUGUUAGUUGCGCGGUAAACUUUACUAAAAAUUGUUGGUUAAAAGGAACGAUUGAAAAAGCAUCAAUUGUUGGUCAAUCUACAAAAAGUAAUUCUUCCAUACUUACAUCUCCAAUAUUAGUAAUAAUUUCAAAAUUAUCAUCAUUAUUAUCAAUCUUUUCAACAUCUUCAAUGUCACCACCAUCAAAUCUUUCACCACAAUGUUCAAUGCCAAUACCAACACCUUUCACACCACCACCAUCAAUAUUUAUGCCAAAAAAAACAAAAUUUAAACCUGAAACCAUAAUAUUUGCAGAAUUAUUGGUAACUUUAAUUGGAUAUUUUAUACUACCACUGCCUAGAACGUCAAGUUUGAAAAAUAGAUUAUUGGAUGAAAUUGAUUUCCUGGAUGAUGAUAAUAAUACUACUAAUGGGAUUACAUCUCAUAAAUUGAAUCAACAGACAAUUAUUCAAAAUAAUUUUUUUAGUGCAUGCCAUCAAAGUUCACCUGCUAGUGACAUUUAUGCUUUGGUAAAAGGAAAUCAAAAUCAAUUAUCAUUAAAUAUUAAUAAUACUGAUAAUAUUAGUAAUGAUGAUAGUAUUGUUGAAGAUAGCAAGAUUAUUGUUCCAGCUCAACAUCAUCAACAACCAAUAGAAUCAAUUAAUAAUGAUAAUGACAUUAGCAUAAUUACUCCCACUAUACCCUCGGAAAUACAAGAUAUUCCAAUUCAACGAAAUCCAAAAAAUUUGACACAGUCAUCAAAACCACCAAUGUCAUCUGAGGAAUAUCGACAUAAAUUGAAUGAGGAAUUGGAAAAGGUUGAUUUUAAUGAUAUUACUGUUAGUGAACUUAAAAAUUUGUUAAGACAACGUAAUAAACCUGCUACUGGAAAAAAAGCCAUUCUUAUGCAAAGACUCCAAGAAGAAGUCACAUUGGUUAAGGCCAUAAAGAAUAAUAAGGAAAUGAGUAAUGUAGAUAAUUCUGGUGAUGUUGCUGUUGUGAAUGGUUAUGAUACUUAUCAUCAACAACCUUCAUCUGCUCCUUCAAUGAUGACAGAGUUCAAUAAUAAUUAUAAUUUUAUAAAUUAUCCAAUAUCCAAUAAAAAUUCAUUGUCAAGUAUGGAUGAUGGCAAUGAUGACAGUCAAAUGAUGAUGUCUAAUGAUCCUAAUGAUCCUACUUCACCUGUAUCAACAGCCUCACUAUUAUUAAAUGAUAAUUUAGGAUAUUUUACUACUCCAUACACUUUUACUCAACAAGUUGAAGAUAUUGUUAUGGUUGGAG
Messenger RNA from Entrophospora sp. SA101, 2731 nucleotides. The record is from the annotation of a GenBank genome assembly. Lineage: Eukaryota; Fungi; Glomeromycota; Glomeromycetes; Entrophosporales; Entrophosporaceae.